AGCCGACGUUAGCAGGCACGGAUUGCAAUUGAUUGUACCGAUAUCACACGUACAUACACGUCCUUCAAAACAUGCCAAGCAACACAACAGCUACAUAGCAGACUGAUUUCUUUGUCAUUGACUGCAACGCACACGUGCAUGCACAAGAAGGCAGCCAGGCGAACAAGACAACAAGACUCACAAGCAGGUAGGCAAGAUGCAAGAACAACGUGCGCACACUCACAUCGUCAUGUGGUCAAUCAUCGUCCAUCACCAUCAGUCACUCAAGGAACGAAAGACUGAAUCACUCACUGAGCCAUCCGCCCCUCCCUCUCCCUCCAUGGCCACCCCCUCUCCAUCCAUCCAUACAUCAUUGAUCCAUGAUGCAUCCGUGUCGGUCAGUCAUAGUGUACAUCGCCUCAAGACAAGUCUGUUGUCCGGGAGCCAGCGACCAGCGCAUCAACAGGCCAACCACUCCACCCCAUCGCCACCCGCCCCAAUCUUUCCUCUCGUCCCCUUUGUUUGCGCCCAAAAGACCGAACAACGAGACCAUCACACCACACCACGUACACCGAUAGAUGGACGGAAGCAAACAAACGAACCAACGGUACAGAUACAUCCAGAUAGAUAUGGAUAUGGAUACGUACACGGCCUGGCCCCCUAUAGAUGACCUUCCAUCCACUCGCCUGCCAGCCAGCUUUCAAUUGGAAUGCCGACUUGACCUGCGGGGAUGGAUGGAUGGAUGGUGCAUAGAUAGAUGUACGUGUGUGUGUGGACAUGCGCAUGGAUGGUGGAAUGGAUUGGAAUGCGGGAGGGAGUGGGGACACGACGACGACGCGCACAGAUGCUCACAGACACACACACACACACACAGCCCAGCCACUUCCUCUCUCUCUCUCUCUGCAUGCAACAGGCACGACCGACCGAUCGAGCGGUAACAGAGUUGGCGACCGACAGAGUGUUGGAGACAGAGGGUGACUAAGGCAGGUAGGUACGCAGUAGGUACGUACGUAAGUCAUUGUCUGAGGGUGGGCGGGUGAGACAGAGGGCACAGCACAGCCAUCCAUAUAUGCGCGAAGUGGGAAAGCGUGGACUGGAGGGACGAGUGUGGGCGUGUGUGUAGAUGGGAUGGGAUGACCAUGUCAUGUGUCGAGGGGAAAAAUGGAAAGACUCUGCGAGCGAGCGACUGAGAACUAAGACAGCUCUGUGAGCAAGCUCAUGCUUUACGCAAGGAAUAGAGAGACGGAAAAGAUACAUAUGUGACCCCUCCCCCCUCCCCUUCCCUCAGCUCCACCUCAGAGCCCUACCUCCACCCUCCCCUCCCUCCCCAGAGACAGACAGACAAAUGCCACCAUUCCAGAUCCUCCCUCCUCCUUCCUUUAUUGCCACCACAGAUAGAGACCAAAACCGCCGACGCGCCACGCGUCAAUCCAGCGAGCCACCCACCCACCAACCACCACACCAGACCACACCAGGCCAGGCCAGGCCAGAACAGAAGAGAACAGACAGUAGAGAGACGAGGGAGGGGAGAGGGAGGAUGGGACGGAGGGAGAGACCAAACAGCAGACGCCGCCCGCACACGACACACAUGACGCACACACCUGUGCUUCAUCUAUGCGGUAUGAGCUGAUCCAGCAACCUGGACAUCCAUGCCAUGGAUGGGCGUGCGCACAUGUGUCAUGACGCGGCCGCGCGCGACAGACAGACAGGAGAAAAAUGGAGGGCAGUGAGAUAGAUAGAGGGUGGGUACAGCGAAGCGAAGCGAGUCAAGUGGAGUGUAGAAGCGGGAGGGAGACAAAUCAAGGCGAAGGCCAGGCCAGGUAAGGCAGAUGAAGUUUGAGGUGGAUGGAUGGAUGGAUCGUAUGUAAGCAAGGAUCACCCACGGCACGGCACGGCACGCUAUAGAUAAAUACAUGACAUGUAUAUGUAUGUGUAUAUGUGUACAUGCAUGUGUGUACGAACGAAUGCACUCACUCCCACCCCAUCAGACACAGACAGACGAGAGACAGACAGAGAAACACCCGACGUGAAUGAAAGUGGAAGAGUGUGUGGUAAAGACUUGAAGUCGAAGAAGUGGUAAUCUCUGCCCCUCCCCAUCCAUCCGCCAGACAGAGAGCUCCCCCAGAUCAGACCGUCAGUCCAGAUUAGUCAAGUGUCCCCGUGCGAUAAGUUAGCUGAGCUGCUCCCCGCCAUUCCUUCAAAACCUUCACAGCCUCACAGCCCACCACACCGACCAGCCCCCUUCCGUCACGCAGCAUUAGACCUUCCUUCAUUCGUAUGUGCACCUACAUCGCCACUCAUUGCUGCCACUGCUCUGUGGAACAUGCAUGCCCAUCCUCUGCAGGAGGCAGCACCUGCUCUAUAUCAAGACGAGAUGCAUCCUCAAGCAGCAGACAGACACGCGCGCACCAGCAGCCGCGACCAGCAACGUCGAGGGCGCAUCCAGACCGAUUCGUGCACGCGUCGUUGAAAGCAGUAUCCCUCGCAGAAGAGAUAUAGAGACAGCCAGCCCUCCAAAACUGCCGACAUGCUCGCUGCUCCCUCCCAGCUACGUAGCACAAAACCUGACUGAGCCAAACACACACACACAUGCAUACAAGACAGCACACGACACGACAAGACACGACACGACAAGGCACCACACGACACGCAGGAAGAGAUGGAUGAUGCUUGAGAGCGAGAUGAUAAGAGUCGACUGAGCGGGAGAGCGCAGAGGAGAGCAGAGCAGCACCAGAGCACGGGCAUUUACGGGAGGACACACUCAGCGACCGACAACCUCUCAUUCCGACACACAAAGACGCGCAUCGACAUCAGUUCUUCUUCUUCCUUCCAGCGGCCCUUUGAAAGCCAGCCAGCGUUAAGACACACACGAAGACCACCAUUACACGACCGGCCAAGGCACACACGCCCCCCUCCCUCUCUCCCUCCCUCCGUCCCUCCCAGACAGUGGUACAAAUACUUGAGUAUGCACCCACCACCACGCACUCGGGGGCGUGGCCCAUGAUUCACUCACCAUGCACACAAUGAGGGAGGAAGACUCCACGUCUUGUCAGUCAGGGGAACGGGGUGGCCGCUAGAGAACCGACAACAUCGUGUGUGAGAGCCACAGAGUCUCACAACCACGGAGUCAGUCAGACAAGUAAGUAGCCAGCCGGAAAAUUGAUGCAGCACCUCACACCACACACCACACACAAGACACAACACCACACGCAGGGCAGCCAGGCGACCACACACAUCCAUCCACACCUCACACACAUACAGACGGUGCCUGCCUUCAAAACUGCCAGUGCUCCCCCCCGCAGAACACACCGCAACCACACACUGCACCACUUAUUCAUGCCAUGCCUUCGCUUUCACGCACUCAGUCGACCAUUCGCAACGUUGUCUGCUUCGCAUCGUGUGCCGUGUGUGUGUAACGCCGCUCCCGCCCCUCCACAGCCGAAAAAUAAGUGCGUCCAGGUAGCUAGCUGUGGAAGAGCGAGCAGGUGCCAAUCAGUCAGUCAGUCAGACGGUGGGGCACGCCGGCGGCGACAAAACUGCAGGCCGCACACAGAGUGGGCGGCCGCAGAGGGGCAAGAGACAUGGCAGUGAGAGCGAGAAAAAAAAAGCGUCGACACGCAGACACCUGUUAGGCAUGGUGUGCACACACGAGACAGGAUGCACCCUGUGGUCCAGGACGGCUGGGACCUCAUUCACCCAACUUCCGCCCUCUCUCUCUCUCUGUGGCGCGUUGUGUGGCCUGGCUUGAAAGCUCAGCCGUCCAUCGAGGGGGCCACACAUGUCAAGAAACACCGAUCGGCCCAAAUGCACACAGCAACACACUAGCCAGUCAGCUGCCCACCAGGUGUACUUGAUGGACGACGAGCGGCUCAUCUCAUCUCUCUUCGUCACCUGAGCGGACUGCCAGGGCGUCAGACCAGCACUCGUAGUGAGUGGCCUAGCGCACCGCUCAUACGACGAACAGGAGACAAAGCGCAGCCACCACCACAGGAUGCAUGGCAUGGUGAAUGUAUGGGAUCCCAACCAGCCCAGUGCCCCAUGCAUGUGGUGAAUUGCGGUGCGGUGCAGUGUGGUGCGGUGUUGCAGACUCACUCGGACACACUGACUGGGCUGCAGGCAGGCAGGCAGGCAGCCAGGGAUAUACAAAGGCUAUCUUUACACACAACAUAGUACUCUUACUUACUUAGAUACUUACGUACUUACCACUCACUCACUCAGUAGUCAGUCACACUCAGUGCCCUCCGUGACUCCCUCUCUCGUGUCGGUUAAAUCUAUCUUUCUCUUGUCCCUCCCUCCCUCCCUCCCUCUCUCUGCGGGCUCUCAGGUCUUCUCAAGUGCGCGGCCUGCCUACCGGUUUACACCAACACGUACGCACAUCGGUGAGCGGGUCAGUCAGUGACUGGGUGAGGUGAGGUGACAUGGCGGCGGCUCGGGUCGGCUCGCCGCUGUUUGAAAAAAGCGCUACACGCAUCCAUUCGUUCCUUUCCUCAGUCCAUAACGCUGUCUGUCUUGCUGUCUGUCUCUCUCUCUGCGUUGCCGCCACAAAUAAGAGUGAGUGAGUCAUACAUAAGCCAGUUAGUUCGUCAUCAAGGUUAAAAAGAAAGAGGCGCGUGAGGCGAUGAAUGGGAGUGUGCGCACCAGUGAGUAAGUCAGUCAGUCUCUGAUCGGUUGGUGCACUGUGCAAUCAGUCAGUUUGUCGUGAAUCGGUCGGUCGGUCGGUCUGCCAGCCAAAAUUGCCCCAGACGCACGCACGAACACACUCACACGAACGAACGCACACACAACACAGCCGUCUCUCUGCUGAGCACACCACGCACUCAUCAUCCACACACGCGCGCACUCCCCACCAUCUCAGCUCGUUCGUCAAGUCAGCACCAAAACUGCUUGUACGUGUGUGCCUGCCUGGGUGUGUGUGUAUCUGGCUGUGUCAACGUGCAGCCGCGCUUGCCUCGACAAGAAAAUUGGACGACAGAGAGCACAGCCGGCCGGACCAAGCCAAGCCAGGCCAGGCGGGAGAAAAGGGGCGGUCAUGAGACGAACGGACAAAGCAGUCAGACAGUCAGUCAGUCAGUCCAACCUUCCAGCGAGGCAGCCCCUUCCAGCCAGGCAGUCAUCAAGCAAGGAGGGCACACAGGGCCACCCACCCGGCACCGGGGCUUCUGCCGGCGCUUCAUGCAUUUAUUCACGCGUCACGUACGCUAGGCAUGUAUGUAUGUAUGGUACACACACACACAUGGAUUCAACCUGUCAGCACCAAGCAGCCAGCAAGCCAGGGAGGGUAGCAGACUUAGUGGGCGGGCGACCAAGCCACACUCACACACACGAUCAGUCAGUCGGUCAGUCAGCGACGCUGUGCUCUCUCUCUUUCUCUCUUUCUCUCUCUCUCUCUCUCUUUCUCUCUCUACUAGCGUAACAGAGACCGUACAGAGGCCUCCCAGCAAGAAAUAACUUGUCGGGCCAUGUCAGCUGAUCCAUGUAUGGUAUAGAAUCGAGUAGGUAGACAGGACAUGACGUGACGAAUGUAUGUAUGCCGCCGCCGAGUGAGUCCUCAGUGAGCAGGCACAGCAUAGCAUAGCAUAGCAGCCAGCCAGACAGCCAGUAGUGAGCACCACCCAGGGAUGUCAACAAAAGGGCCGGGUGGAAUCGGCCAACGCUCUGUUGUUCAUCGAUCGCGGUGGAGUCGGCACCGAAAACAUCCCGUUGGUCGGCCCAGCCGCAUCCAUCCAUGUGUGUGCAAGCAAGUACGUACGUGUCCGGCAGACCAAAGGCAAAAAGACACACACACAUACACAGACAGACAGACAUGAGAGCGGUCAGGCAGACAGAGAUAAAGCCUAAAACGAUGGACCCCCGGACGGUCCACGCACCUGUGUAUGACAGGCGGCGCAGUCAUGCAUAUGUAUGCAUAUGCAUGGCAUGGAUGGCAUCCAUGUAAUGUGCGCAUGUACCCACGUACGUAUUCCCAGCCGCAUCAAGGGACACCCACACACAUACAGACACACAUACACACACACCGAGACAGGCAGGCAGGCCAUGCAGUGGCAUGAAAUGGCGUGGCGUGUUCGGGAGGGUGGGGAGGGAAGGGAAAACUAGGCAAGCCAAGCAGACUAGAGGACGGGACACCGAGCCACCCACCCCGCCAGCCGCGCACACAAACAUACAACAGCAUACAACCGACAACCGACAACAAUCAAGUAAUAACGACCAAAAAGUCCGAAGGAAGACUCACCUCACUCGACUGCACCGGAUAGGCAGACAGGCAGGCAGGCCUCUUGCCGUGCAUGUGCAUCAGUCACGCGCCAUGUGCCCCCACGCCCUCCCUGCCCCUCCCCUCCCCUGCCGUUCCUCCUCCCAGGCAACACCGUAUUCGAGAGAGUGAGUACUCAUCAUUCUUCUGUCAUUGAUAUCAUGGGUGGGUAGAUGGCCGGAUGGACCGAUUAAUUAGCACGGUAGGUAUGCAACGCAUCAUUCACAGCAGAGGGAGGGAGGGAGGGAGAGGCGGCCAUCGAAGGAGUGAGCUUGGCUCAAAGGGGAAGAAUCGACAGGGCGGGGAGAGGAGAGAUGGGGGAAAAGAGCGCGGGCACGACAGCACAGCACAGCACAGAGGGCUCUCUUUGUUUGUCUCAGUGGAACGAACGAAUCGAAUUAGCACCACCUGCCUCUGCCUGCCUGGCAGACUGACUGACUGGCUCAACCGCGCGUAGAAGAAUACGUACGUUGGUACGUAUGGCAGUAUGGGAGGGAGGGAGUCACUCACUUCGGACAAACAGAUGCACAAGCAAGAAAGCAACAACAAGCGACAACAGGCAACAGACACCCAUUCAUCAACACGACAGCAAGAGAUGCCAACACGGAUACACUCAUUACAGACAUAUCGACACACACGGCAUGAGACGAGACGAGACAGACACACUUGACAAAAUGCGACGGCGAGGAAGGAAAAGUGAGUACGCGACAACCAGGAAAGGCAGUGAGUUAAGUGGUGAAUGGGUGGAUGACGACUCGGGAAAACAGGCAGGCUUGCAUCGUGCCGUCAUCAAGCGAGCGAAAGAGGUGUGCCAUGAUGGAUGGCUCAUGGGUGGCAAAACUGCAGCAGCCGGGCGCAUACCUAUCUAAGCACGCACUCAUCGAUCAUCCUCUUCAUGCCUCCUGCAUGCCAUCCUCUGUCACAUCCACGGCAAAACACUGAGUAAAGGAAAAAUGGUAAAGGAGCGGGCCGCGUGGUGCUCACUCUCGCUCUCCCUCUCGUCUCUGGUGCUCGUGUGCAUGUCUGAUUCGUAUACGCAAGUCCGCCCAAUCCAUCCAUCCACACUGUGUGCUCACGUCAGCCGGCACCCUCCCCUGUCUGCGCGCCGGCCCAUCCCAAUCUGUGGGAGGCGGCACACAGCCAAGGAGGGAGGCGCACACGCCUAUAGGCAGGCAGUCAGGCAGUCAGGCAUCUAGGUAGGCAACGGACAAAAAUAAUAACGGUGCGCCCCAUGUCAUGCCGUGCCAUGCAAUGAAAUGUAGUGUAAUGCAAUGAAAUGCAAAGCAAUGGUGUCGGACAUUAGUUGAACCCUCGACAACAAUCAAAGACAGCCAGUCUGGGUGAGUGAGUGAGUGAGAGAGUGAUAUGGCGCGUCGGCCUGCCAUCGACAUGGUGUCUGUGCUGUGGUGGUGCGUCGGGUUCGCCCACUCCAGUAGCGGAGGAGCAGCGCACCACCGCAGCACAGCAAGGCAGUACUUACGGCUGGUCGGUCAGUCACUGUGCUUCGCCCACCCACCCCCUGUAUGUGUGUAAGUAUCCAAUCCAUCCAUCCAUCCAUCCACCCAGUCAGCCAAUCAGGCAGGCAGGCAGGCAGGAAGGGAAGGAUGCAUCAACAAAUGAAGAAAAGACGUCGGCGUCUGUGUGUCUCUGUGAGUGUCUGUGUGAGUGUGUGUGUGGAUGUGUGUGGAUGCGUGUGGGUGCAGGCAGGUACAGGACAGAUCGGAGGGCACAGCGAAGAGUCAGUGAGCAUUAGCAGGCACUCACGCACACACACACACACACUUACAAGCAGCCUGAGAGGAAGACAGUAAGCAGAAACAAGUUUCGUUCGUUCGUCCGAGUCAGUCAGUCAGUCAGUCCGUCAGUCGAGCCAAAUAUGACGCCAAAAAGCUCAUUCGAGAGGGACACCCAGGCGACAGACAGAGAGAUCGAGACAGAGGGCGGAUAUACAAGUGGACAGGUGGUGCAGAGAGGGACAGAGCUUAUGAAGGUCUCCACAGCGAUACGAUAGAGCGAUAUAAACACACACUUACACACACACACACACACACACACACACAGAGUCAGGCAGAGAGUUCUCUUUCCUUCCCGUUCGUUCCUUGCUGAUUCAUCCAUCCGUCCAUCCGUCAAUCGGGUCGACACUAGGCAGCCAGACACACACACGAGAGGCCACAGACAGAGGCGAGCCAGCCAGCCAGCCUGCCUGCCAUCUUUGCUUUCUCUCUUUCUUCCUCCCGGUAGCUAUGUUACAGCUCACCACACGUACGUCACUCACUCAACGAUCGACCAACCCACUACGCACACGCUCACGGCCACGCGCACGACGACACGACAUGACACAUCCAGGCUCAGCGCAACGGCAGACACAUCGGCGGCACUGACCAAGGACGGUCGCACGUAUGCAGGUGUAUGUGUAUGUAUGUAUGCAUGUCUGUGUCCCUGUUUCCUCUUUCCUGUGUCUCUAGUGAGACGGCCAGCAGCAUUGAAACGGCCAUACCAUGACCAUCACCGUCACCAGCAGGCAGACAGGCAGAAUAGCUGAGGUGAGAUGAGGGGAGAUGAGAUGAGAUGAGAUGGCUGCCCGACGGAAGAUAACCGCGACCACACAUCCCUCUCUCCGCAAACAAGACGUAUUCAUUCAGUCAUGCAGGCAGCCACCCCUCCCCCAUUCAGUCAGUCAGGCAGUCAGUCCCAGUGAGUGAACGAGUCGAAUCGACUCUCCUGCAUCGGUCGAAUCCGAUCUGCAUCCGUCCGUCCGUCCCUCUUCUACGGGCGGCAGGCAUCGUGUAGAUGGCUGGAUGAAUGGAUGGAUAGAUGGAUAGAUGGAUGGGCAUGCUCUCAUCAUCCAACAGGCCACAAAGAGCAUUAUAACAGCCAGCCAGGCAGCCAGGCAGACAGACGGACAGACAUCAGCCAGUGGAGCGGAGGAGUGGAGGGAAAACAGGACAUAGGCAGGCAGGCAGUCAGUCAGGCAGUCAGGGAAACGGCAUGGAAAAUUCCCGGAUAACAUCACUACAAUCAAUCAUUCAACCAGACAGACACUCAGACGAGACGACACAGGUGCAGACCCUCCUCCCCUCCCUCCCUCCCUCCCUCCGCCCUCUCACACACACCACUCAGUCAGUCCUAACGCACCACAAAGUGAAUGCAAUGCUACCAUCCCAUCUGGCCCGGCCCCCUCCAUCCGUCCACCGAUCCAUCUGCCUCAUGCGCCCCCUCGGCCCACGGGCAGUUGGCUCCUGCGAGACGACGACACCUCCCCAAACGAAGAAAACCAGCUCCGGAGGGACAUCCGCAGCCGGGGCGCGCUAUUAGCCCCGGCCGCCUGCCCAUCCUCGCCACACGCGCCACUCUCCCGCUCAGUGUCGCGGCGCUCUAUCGGCUCGUCACACUCGGGGAUGCUCGGCAGCACCGUCAGUGCCUGUGAGCGGCACCGCGCCCCUCGUGUACCGCCCUUGGCCCGCCUCCCGCCACCAUAGCUGCGCGGCAGCACCGACGGCCGCGUGUUGGUGUAGUGGUAGGUGGAGUAGAGGACAGCGGCAUGGCGAGCUUCAGCCGCCGACUGGAGGUCCGGCAGCGAGGAGCGACGGUGGGUGUGGGGCUGCAUGAGAGGGUGGAAAGUGGUGCUGGUGGUCCGGGCGCCGGGAGGGGGGAACGACUGGUUGACAGACGGCAGCGACCGCGACCGCUGCACGGGCAUGGUGGGCGCGUGCUGCUGCUGCUGCGGUUGUGUGUCAGUGUGGUGGUCGUCGAAUGCCUCAUCCUCCUCUGGCGUCCACCAGGGGUCGAUGUCGUCAUCAUUGCCGGAGCUCAGGGGGUCGCUCGAUGGCGUGUGGGGCGACUCGUCGCCCUCAUUGUCACAGAGGCCGUCAUCGUCGGGAAGGCAUGACAGGCCGCUGCCGUAGAGAUGAGGACUGUCGCUCAUCGACCGCCAAAGGACCCGGGCCCCCUCUGCCGCCUCGCCGUCAUCCUCUGGUCCGUCGGGCGACACGCCGAGGGGCUCCAGCGGGACAGCUGGGGUGGUGCCGUCACUCCUCACGUUGUCUGUCUGAGGAGCGGCCUCCCGCUCCCCUUUCUCCCUCUCCUGCCUCUCCGGUAGACUGUUGCCGUCGGCGGUGUUCUGCUGUGGCCUCAUCCACGCCUCCAGGAACUGGGCCAUGCCCCUCACCUCACCCUCCUGGCCGCCCUGCUCCUGCCCCAGCCGGCGCUGCGAGAGCUUGAGGCUGAGCAGACUGGUGGGCGGCUUCUCCGGCAACGAAUGACACAUAGGAAAGGUUGCGCUGGUCGACGCCUCGUCCAGCCCGAGGGCGAGGGGAGGGAGGGCGAAGGAGCCGCACGCCGCCAGGCCCUGUGGGGGCAUCUCCGCCUUGGCCACAGGGUAGGACGCCGGCUGUGCGAGGCAGCCGCGCGAGAGUGCGGCGAAGAUGGUGCGGGGUGGGAAUGGCGGCGAGUCGUCGCUGGACGUGGAGCACGACUCGGCGCACGACAGUGGCGACGGGGUGGCGACCAUCCGGCACAUGGAUGGGGGCGAGGCCGGGAUGGGCUCCGUUAAAACCUUGAGUGUCUUGCGCAGCUGCUUCUGCCCAUCCGCCACGGCACGGCGACCCUCGGGCGACAGCAACCCACUCCGCAGAGUGUCCUGAAAUGCACAUACAUACACAUUGCACACGUGAUCGAUGCACCGCACCCAACCAAGUGUGUGGUCUGACUCGCCGGUCACUCACUCACUCACCUCGAGGGCCUCGAUGUUCUGCCUGAGUUGUGUUUGCGAGUGGCAUGCAAUCGGGAUGUUGAGGAAAAAAGGAAUCGCACCUUCCACGAGGUAGCGUUCCUGCAGCGCCCUGUCCUUCUCCUCCACCAUACUCACCCCCACUCCCAUCCCCACACCACUGAUGCCCUGAGCGAUAUCCAAAACUUCAGCAGUGACCGACGCCACCAGCACCUCCAGCGCGGCACCCACAGGCCCCUCACACAGCCGGCCGCCCGGCGGCGACAAUGGCUCCUCGUCACUGCCAUUGGUAAUGCUAGACAGGGCGGCUCGCGAGAGCGGAGAAACGGCGGGGCAUGUGGGGGCUGGUGGGGAAAACGAAGCGGACGGGAAGGAUGUGGCGAGUGAGGAUGGGGUGGAGGCAGACGUGGAGAAGGACGACGGGGAAGGGCAAGCCGUCAGCGAUGGCGACGCCUUGGGGUUGAGCGACGGCCCCACCGAGUCGGGGGACGACGCGUGCACCGUCCGCUGGGACAGGGGCGAGUCCGGCCACAACAUCUGACACACAUAUGACACACACGUCAACAGCACGUAAUGGGGAUCAGUUGUGUGUGAGUGUGUGUGUCCCUGGCCCACUCAUUCCCUGCCUCUCGGCUCACCAGUUUGGAGCAUGUGGAAUCGACGGGCGACUCCAUGGCACAUGCGCAUGACGGCCCACAGAGGCACUGGCCGACACACCGGCCGCAGCACCCGCUCUGUGGCCGCAGAUACACCUUGAGCAAAAGAACCAGGCACGCCAGCUUCAGCUUUCGCGGAAUCUGAUUGAACCAUCAAGCAAAGCAAUCCAUCAACACGAGCCGUAUGAAUGAAUGCAUGGCUCAUACGUCAGAUGCCGCUCCGUCCCAUUGCCACUAACUGACCUGUUUACGCCUCUCUUGCUCGAGGUGCGCAUGUACGGUCACGAGUUUGGCCAGCCCUGGGCCCGUGAGGAGCCUCUGCACGUCCUCUAGGCAGCCCUUGGCUCCCACACACAGACUCGACAACAGCGACAUGAUCGUCGCAUGAUACGAAUACGCCUGGACAGGACAGGACAGGACAGGACAGGCAAGGCACACAACACAGACAGGACAGGACAGGCAGAGGAGAGAGGCAACGCAACACGUCCGUCGAGGCCAUGCCGGCAGUGAGACACACAUGCAUUUGCACAUGUCCGCUCAUGUGAGCGCGUGAGACAUGUGUCUGUGCACCCACCAGGUCGAGAUGUCUUGCGUCCAGCUGGCUCCACCAGUCAGCGUCCCCCAGCGACUCGAGCAGCUCCCCCCUGGCAGGCAUGAGCGCCUCCAAGACGGCCUUGUUAAAAUGCCGACAUCCCCUGGCGCGAUGCCCAGCAGCAGGGGAGCCACUCGUCAUGGACCGGAGGUGCCGCAACAGCUUCGUGCGCCCUUUGAGGGACGACCGCACCAGCUCCCCCACCACCUCAUCCGCCUGAUCCGCCCGGGCCUCAUCAGGGACCCUCUCAGCGCUCAGUGAGCUCCUCAUGGCGGGGGUGGCGAUGUGCUCCGAGUGCGGGAAGCGCCACUCGCCGUGAGGCUGCCGCCUUCCCCUCGACGGGUGCGGCAGAGUCCGGAAGAUGUGGAUCUAAGCAACGCCCUCCCUGUGGCAUAGACGUCGUCGGAGGAGUCGGGAGCGGGCCUGUCGCUGUCG
Molecule: messenger RNA, 12638 nt
Organism: Vitrella brassicaformis
Lineage: Eukaryota; Vitrellaceae
Source: the annotation of a GenBank genome assembly